Molecule: messenger RNA, 1157 nt
Organism: Anguilla rostrata (American eel)
Lineage: Eukaryota; Metazoa; Chordata; Actinopteri; Anguilliformes; Anguillidae
Product: protoheme IX farnesyltransferase, mitochondrial-like
Exons: 5
Coding region: 399-824 (141 amino acids)
Biological process (GO): heme A biosynthetic process
Cellular component (GO): mitochondrion; membrane
Molecular function (GO): protoheme IX farnesyltransferase activity
Source: RefSeq, a predicted model, not a curated record
UCACUAUCUAGCUGCUAGGACUUGAGGACUUUUCAACCGCCGGAAAUGACCCCGGAAGUAGUCCUUUGCCGACGAUUUGAAAAUGGCGACCUGCUGCAUGUGAAGAGGACGGACCCGGAGCCGGUUUUUAAGUUACAAGACCAUGUAUAAAACGCCAUGUAGCAAACUCACAGUUCUGGUAGGAGCCGGCCUUUUCCAGACACUUGCGGAAAACGCGUCAAGAAGUCACCGGUGCUCCCGUAGCCUCGUCCAGCUCUGCAGGAGGUCUCCGGCCGACUGGAUCACGUUUCAGCAUCUUAACUUCCUGAAACGCCAGUAUGUGAUGAAGAACGGCGGCGGGCUCCGCCAGCGGGCUAGGCCCAAGCGGGAGCCCAUCUCGGGCGCACUGGAGGACCACGAUGACUCGGUGGUGCGGCAGGUCCAGCAGGUCCCAGUUGGCCAUAAGGCCCAUCGUCAUGGGGACGCCAGCGGCGGCGGCGGCGGCAGGGCAGGAGGGGAAGGCCCAGGCAGAGUCGGGGGCGGAGUCGAGGGCGGAGUCAGAGGCGGAGCGCGAAGCGCGCCUGGAGAGGCAGUGGAAGGAGCUGAAGGUGGACCGGGCUGAACUCUUGGGGGUGUACGCCCGGCUCUCAAAGAUCAGACUCACAGCGUUGGUCGUCACCACGGCAGCGGCUGGCUACGCCAUGGCUCCGGUGCCCUUUGACCCCAGCUGCUUCCUGUUGGCCUCCGUGGGAACGGGCCUCGCUUCCUGUGCUGCCAACUCCAUCAACCAGAGUGAAACAAAGGCACUCCGGGUAGAACAAAGUGGUGGAGCUACACCGCGCUGAGCAUCGCCCUUCUCCUGGGGCUUCCUCAGACCUCCUGAUGUGCGGAGCCUGUGGUCUGAUUCAAUGUGUGACCCACACAGGAGCCCCCCUCCCCAAACGAAAAGAGGGGGGGCGGAGAGGUUCCGGAACUGAGCGGAGGAGAUGACAGACCCUCGCUGUCCCGCGGUCCAGGCUUUUGUGUUCUCUUCUGGGAAUGGCUGCAGGCCCACGGAACAUCAUGGUUUCUUUCUUUUUUUCCCCCCAAAAACCAACCUGUUUGGAAACUUACUGAGGGGUGUAGAUCCUUGAGCCUAAUAACAAUGACAUUUCUGACAAAAUAAAUAAAUAGUGGAU